This is a messenger RNA of Ficedula albicollis (Collared flycatcher), 4882 nucleotides long. Its product is annotated as DBF4-type zinc finger-containing protein 2. The transcript is spliced from 3 exons. Gene Ontology annotation, biological process: epigenetic programming of gene expression; genomic imprinting. The record is from RefSeq and is a predicted model, not a curated record. The coding region runs from base 506 to 3481 and encodes 991 amino acids. NCBI's taxonomy places the organism in Eukaryota, Metazoa, Chordata, Aves, Passeriformes, Muscicapidae.
UGUACAAAAUCUAGAUUUAAGUUGGAGGAAGAAGGGGGAAGCGUAACUCCAAAUCUAGACAGUGUUUGGAGGUAGAAAAGCAAAGAUGGAAAAGAAAGCGUAAAUAGAUUUGUGUUGUGGUCCUGCUCUGAAGAGAAAGUUGUGGUCUUAGCUGACACCUGAGGUAAGAUUUUGAUUUUUUUUCUCAUGUUAAAACACUUGGAUUUAUACACUGUUUCACUCAGUACUUUAAAUACCUGCUUUUACUGUUUAGCUGAAUUCAAACAAGAGAUCUUCAUGUGUCAUUUUAAAAGAUUAUGGAAACAUUUGUAAGACUCGAUUUGUUUUACAGAACCAGUAUAUCUAGUAGUUAUGUGGAAAAAGGAAAAAUUCAUCAGAGCUUUGCCUUAUACUGAAUUUCAAAGGAUAUUGUUGUUCUCCCCCAGUAAAAAAACAAAACAAAACCAGACACCCACAAACCACCAAAUCAUUCCUUCCUCCAAACUCUUGACCAACCUAUGAUGACAUGCCACUCCCCGUCACUAUGGAGGCUCCUAGGAUUUCUUGCCUGUCCUCGGAAGAGAUGCAGAAAAAGAGGAAUAGUGAGAAACAGGAGAUUUCCAAAAAAAACCAGGAGUCCAUUCAUGAAAUAGGCUCUUCUGUUCCAUGCCUGUCUCAUGAGGGCACAAAGAAAACUUUUGUUACACAAGAAGAUUUUCAAAAACUUCAAAGAGGCCAGGAACGUGUUCCAGGAAUAUCCCACCAGUCUAUUGGCAUUUGUAGCGAUAAGAGAUGGGUAACUCUGAAAAAUGCUCGAAUUGCAAAUCAUAGCCAUGAAGGUCAGUUUACAACUGUGAGCCCUGUACCUCAGCAGUUUUCUCUCAGUCCUACAAGCCACAGUUCCUCUGUUAAUCCUAAAACAGGAAAAAAUGCUAGGGAUUUGGCAGCAUCAAAUCCGCUUCUGCGUAGCGGAUGUGAUGAAAGAGCAAUGGAGGGGUGCACUAGUGAUGUGUUAUUGAACCCACGCCUGAAUCCUGCUCCAGUAUCGGUUCACCCAAAACGCCCUUCAGUUCCUCAUCAGAAUCCCACACACAGCCACAGCAAUUCUUCCUUUAUUACCUCAGGUCAAUCUCUCUCAAAGCGAGAUAGUUUACGAACUCAGGACGAAACUUUGGUGUCUGAUCUCCAUCUCAGGGAUACUGUGGGUAUCAGCAGCUCCCUAGAUCUUGGGACAUCCCCACAACUAGCAAGAUGCAAAAACAUAAAGACAAACAGAGGUGAUGAAAGUUCAGUGGAUGAAACUAUUGAAGAUGUAAUUUUGAAAUACUGCCACAAAACCAGACCUGAAGAAAUUUGUUUCAAAGAAGAGAAUAAUCCCAGUGUACCUUUCUCAUCACUUCUCGACCAUACUAAUUUAGAGGGCUCCGAAAUGAGUUUUGACUGUGAUGCACCAGUACAGCUAGGAACAGAUUUACCCAAGGCAGCUAUAAAAGAUAUAGAAUUCCUGAAAGAAGUCCAAGUAUGUUUGCAAGAUAAAAACUAUGGAACACAGCUCUCUUCUGUUUUAAAGACUGAAUCAUUAGAGAAAAUAGAAGCAGUGAAAAAGGAUGCCAUAGUUCAUACCGAAGAACCAGUUCUUCCAGCCCUGCCUCAUGUGCCUCCUUCUUUUGUGGGAAAAACUUGGUCUCAAAUAAUGUAUGAAGAUGAUAUAAAAAUUGAGGAACUUGUGCGUGAUUUCAGGGAAGGUCGUUUUCGCUGCUACUUUAACAGUGAAUCCUCAGCCAACUGUACAGGGAAGAGAAUGAAGAAAAAAAAGCAGAAGGAUGAAAAAAGGAUCAAUAUUAUUGAGGGUAAUAGAACAGAAAGUGCACCAGUUAAAGCAUUGCCAGAAUUUAAUGAUGCUUUAAGUGGUGGUUCUGAUUUUGAUAACCCAUCUUUAGCCUCAGAUACACUAUGCAACCCACAAAUUGUAAAAAAGCCUAGGAAAAGGACAUGGCGCCUGGCUUCAAGGUGUCAGGUGGUUAAAGUCAGCCAUGGCACCCAAACAAGUCUGCUGAACUAUCCUGUAGCAAAAAGGAAAAUGUCUAGAAGAGAGUCUGAUCCAGCUGAUCAGAAGGCAAGCAUUGCGUGGCUAGAGAAUGAAAAAACUCCAAACAUGAAAACUAGGCUAUGUGCUCUUAAGCUUCCGGAGUCCUACAGCAAGAUCAUGAGUCCUGUACAACCCAAGACAGUGGUGUAUGUACUCUCAUGCCCAGAGGUAAAACAGUGCAAAGGUAAACCUAUAGAUAUUCCCAAAAUGAGGAAAAAUCAUCACUCCACAGGUAGCAAGGCCUCUGUAAGGUAUAAAUACAAACAGUGUUCUCUCAAGUAUUAUGACCCACUUACAAAUCGAAUUCUGAAAACGCCUCCCAAGAGUACAGUUGGAGAAAAGGCCAAAAAGCCCUCUCACGUUAGACAGCUUUUCAGAAGUCUGAGCUUUGAUGCAAACAUGAAGAAACUAGCUGAUACACAGAGAGAAAGCAUGCCAUCAAAGUCACUCAAUUGGUCAGACUUCUGUAGUUCUUCUCCAACAUCUUUCCUUCCGGAUCAAGAUAAAGGGAAUGAUGCAGCCUCAAAUCAAAAGGCAGAUGGACCUUCUGUUUCCACAGAAAGAGCAGAUUGUCUUGUAUCUGAGAACUCUUUUAAACACCUAAUCAUUUCACCUUUGAACUCUGUGAUAGAGGGAGACUAUAGAUUAAUUCCAUUUAAUAGAAUUACCAAAACUCCCCUGACCUCCAUCAGGAGUGAGUGGUUAGAGAGGGAGACUCCAAAAGCAAUAUGGACAAGAAAAGAAGGCACUAAUAAAGAACCAGUUUUUUCCAGAAAGGCUGCAGGACCUAAGUCUGUCAGAUGCACUAUUGGGAGGAGAGAAAACAGAGUAACCACAGGCAAACAAACGUCCAGAACUAAAAAACAGCAGAAAGAGGGGAUGAGAAGACAACUUCAGCCUUGUGCCCAGAAAUCUGAUUUCUCCAUCCAUAGGUACCAGACAAGGAAAACUACAGUGGGAAAGCACCCUAAGAAAGAAAAGCCUGAUGCUAAAAAAUUAAAGGUGAGGAGGAAACCAAAAAGGGCCUUUCUUAACUCAACAGUUGUAACAGGGAUUCCUGAAAAAAGGCAGAAAGUCACAGCAGAAUCUUUUCCCAAGAAACCAGAGCAAGCUUCCUCCAAAGUCAGGAACUGGGAAGUAAGUGGAGAUCGGGGUCAUCCUGGCACCACGAGCCGGCCCUCUAGAACUUCUGCUGUACCAUUUCUUCGAAACUGUCGUGUUCUACCAGCAGUGUGGCCGAUACUUCAAAGCAUGAUUGAGAAGUCUACACAAAUGGCAGACUUGAGAACUGAAAUACUUUCUCUCCGAAAUUGGUGGGUUGGUUGUUUUUGGGUGAUACUACUUGUUUCUAUUUUUGUUUGUGUUUCUUUUUUCCUUCUGUGUUUUUUUAUGGGAGAGGACUGGUUCUUUUAAUCUUAGUGGACAAAGACGUUUUCUCAGUAUGUUUGCAUGUCUUAAUAUAGAGAAGCAAGAAAAGAGCUCGAGUAGGGAGGAAUAAAGUCAUGCUUUCUGAAUUAAAUUGGCAGCAGUUAGAACCACUACUUUCUUCAAUAGUUGAGAAAAAUGUUACCAUGUCGUCUUCAAUACAUACGCAAUUUUGACCUGUAAGUUUGUAGUUUUUAUUGUACAUUUCAUAAUUUUUAAAAAGUCUCUCACCACAUAAAGUACUCAUUCAACCUUUCAAAACAAUCUUAUUCUAAGCAGAUAGCUUUUUAUUAUUCAGUAGCAUUUUGAACCAUAAGUGUGACCCAGUCAUGUUGUGCCAGGUGUUAACCAAACAUAAAAUAGCACUCCCCCAAAACUUUAGAUAUCUGACAUUUGCACCUUGCAGCUCUUCAGUUAAUUUUCUGGGGGAUUUUUUUGCUCUCUUGUUCUUUCUGACAGGUUUGUAUCCAAUGUUUUUGUAAUUGUUUAAUGGAAAUACCCCUCUCUGGGAUUCAGAUAAAUGAGGUAUUUUUGUUUAUAAUGAGCCUACGGCUUUAUUUGAAGUUGUGUUUAAGUUUCAUGCUAAAUUUGUUCCCAAAUGAAAAUGUGUUUUAUGUUUUUUAUGUUCUCAUUAUUGAUAACAUAUUUUGCAAUUAUUUUGUUUGAUGUAAGUUUUUUAUCUGCUUCUCUAUCUCCUCUGUCUGUGGUCACUUGACACAAUGUGGUUUUGUAAGGAUACAGUGAUAUUACAGACUCAUCCAGUGCUGUUGCUGGAUGUUCUUCCUCUGUAUCUUCUGCUCAUUUUAUUUCAGAUUUAUUGUUUCUAUUAUUUUUCUCAGUCGUGUAUUUGGAUUUCUUUUUUUAUGUUGUAAAGAGCUAAAUUUCAGGGCAGUAUGUUCUGUUUGGAAGUAAAUGAGUGACGGGUGACAGAAGAGGAUGCUGUCCCAGUCUGAAGUGCAGAGGGCAGGCUGGCACAGAUGCUCCUCUUCUUGGGUGUCUGCUUUACUUCACUGAAUAGUGUGAAACAGGAGUGGGAUGAUGAUUCUUGAUUCCUUUGCUGGUCUUCCUUUUUUUUUCUUUCCCUUAGGGUCAUUCUGCCUGAGAACAAAGUAAUCUGAACUCAUACUGGAAAUAAAGGUUUUUCAGCUUUUGGUGUUUUGGGGACAGAUAGGAAAAAUAAAAUGUAUCUUUGUCACUAAUGUAACUAAAAUCACUGUAUUUUUUGCCUUUAAUGUUUUAUCUGCUGCUACAGCAUUCCUGAUAAUAUGUUUCAGAAAAAAAAUUGUAAUAGCAUAGUUCUGAGCAUGCCCAGAAGCAAAGGUUUUGUUCCUUGUUUGUUUUGCAGUUAUAAAUUCAUUCAUUCCUUCAGCAGAACAAAUCUUGUUUUAA